This is a messenger RNA of Tetrapisispora phaffii CBS 4417, 1329 nucleotides long. RefSeq names its product bifunctional cysteine synthase/O-acetylhomoserine aminocarboxypropyltransferase MET17 (gene MET17). The record is from RefSeq and is a predicted model, not a curated record. Gene Ontology annotation, biological process: transsulfuration. Gene Ontology annotation, molecular function: transferase activity, transferring alkyl or aryl (other than methyl) groups; pyridoxal phosphate binding. Lineage: Eukaryota; Fungi; Ascomycota; Saccharomycetes; Saccharomycetales; Saccharomycetaceae. The transcript has a single exon. The coding region runs from base 1 to 1329 and encodes 442 amino acids.
AUGCCUUCACAUUUCGAUACCGUUCAAUUGCAUGCUGGACAAGAGGAUCCUGGUGACAACGCUCACAGACCUGCUGCUGUGCCUAUUUACCAAACCACUUCGUUUGUUUUUGAAGACUCCCACCAUGGCGCUCAACUUUUCGGCCUAGAAAAACCAGGUUACAUGUACUCCAGAGUCGGUAACCCAACUGUCGAUGUCUUGGAGAAGAGACUAGCUGCCUUGGAAGGCGGUGCUGCUGCUGUAUGUGUUUCCUCCGGUCAAGCUGCUCAAACUCUUGCCAUCACUGGUUUAGCCCAUUGCGGUGAUAACAUUGUUUCCACUUCGUAUUUGUACGGUGGUACUUACAACCAAUUCAAAGUUGCUUUCAAAAGGUUGGGUAUUGACGUCAGGUUUGUCCUAGGUGACAAUCCAGAGGAUUUCGAGAAGCUGUUCGAUGAGAAAACAAAGGCUGUCUAUAUCGAAUCUAUCGGUAACCCUAAAUACAACGUUCCAGAUUUUGAAAAAAUCGUCGCUGUUGCUCAUAAGCAUGGUAUUCCAGUUGUUGUCGAUAACACUUUCGGGGCUGGUGGUUUCUUCUGUCAACCAAUUAAGCACGGUGUUGAUAUUGUCACUCAUUCUGCUACUAAGUGGAUUGGUGGUCAUGGUACUACCAUUGCUGGUGUUAUUGUCGACUCAGGUAAAUUCCCAUGGAAGGACUAUCCAGAAAAAUUCCCUCAAUUCUCUAAACCAUCUGAGGGUUACCAUGGUAUGAUCUUCAACGAUGCUAUGGGUCCACUAGCUUACAUUGCACACGUCAGAACCGAAUUGUUAAGAGAUUUAGGUCCAGUUAUGGAACCAAUCGCAGCUUUCUUACUUUUACAAGGUGUUGAAACUUUAUCACUAAGAGCUGAAAGACAAGGUCAAAAUGCACUAAAAUUAGCCCAAUGGUUAGAAAAAUCUCCUCAUGUCAACUGGGUAUCCUACCCAGGUCUUCCAUCUCAUCCAUACCACGAUAAUGCCAAGAAAUACCUAGAUAACGGGUUUGGUGGUGUUUUAUCAAUCGGUGUCAAACCAUUAAAGGAUGUUUCGGAUUCCGAUCCAUUCAAGAAAUCAGGCGCUCAAGUUGUCGAUAACUUGAAACUUGCCCUUAACCUAGCAAAUGUCGGUGAUAGUAAGACUCUAGUGAUCGCUCCUUACUUCACCACCCAUCAACAAUUAUCAGAUGAAGAUAAGUUAAAAUCAGGUGUUACUGAAGAUUUAAUCCGUAUCUCUAUCGGUACUGAAUUUAUUGAUGAUAUAAUUGCAGACUUUGAACAAUCCUUUGAAAAAGUUUUUGCCGGUCAAAAGUAA